Molecule: messenger RNA, 1200 nt
Organism: Drosophila obscura
Lineage: Eukaryota; Metazoa; Arthropoda; Insecta; Diptera; Drosophilidae
Gene: Secp43
Product: tRNA selenocysteine 1-associated protein 1
Exons: 2
Coding region: 84-1109 (341 amino acids)
Molecular function (GO): RNA binding
Source: RefSeq, a predicted model, not a curated record
GAUGCAUCCUUGUCACACAGAUCCCAUCUCUAUUGUUUCUAUUUUGUUGGACGCGGAAAAUUUUAUUUUUGUCAACUACAAUUAUGGCGUCUGUACAUUGCCAGCUAUGGAUGGGAAGUCUGGAGUCCUACAUGACGGAGAACUUCAUAAUUGCGGCCUUCCGAAAAAUGGGCGAAGAUCCGACCACAGUGCGUCUGAUGCGUAACAAAUACACCGGAGAGCCUGCCGGCUACUGUUUCGUCAACUUCAUAUCCGACGAUCACGCCCUGGAUGCCAUGCACAAGCUUAAUGGCAAACCGAUUCCCGGCACCAAUCCCAUCGUGCGCUUCCGUCUGAACUCUGCCAGCAAUUCGUACAAGCUGCCGGGCAACGAGCGUGAGUUCAGCGUUUGGGUGGGCGACCUUAGCUCCGACGUUGACGACUAUCAGCUGUACAAGAUCUUCUCCAGCAAGUUCACGUCCAUCAAGACAGCCAAAGUGAUUUUGGACAGUCUGGGAUUCUCCAAGGGAUACGGAUUUGUGCGCUUCGGCAUCGAAGAUGAGCAGAAGGCGGCGCUGUACGACAUGAAUGGAUUCAUCGGCCUGGGCACGAAACCGAUCAAAAUCUGCAAUGCUGUGCCGAAACCGAAAUCCGAGCUGGGCGCUGCUCUCGGCGUCAGCGGCAGCAGCACCAGCUACGGCUAUGCUGGCUCUGGAGGAACUUCGUCUCCGGCAGCCGGUGCGGACUACUCGCAGUACUACGAUCCCACCAGCACCUAUUGGCAGGGCUACAACGCCUGGCAGGGAUACUAUGAACAGGCUGGUCCCUCCAUCACCGACGCGGCCGCCUACUACCAACAGGCCAUGUCACAGUCCCACUCGAACCCCACGACGCUGGCCCAGCACGCAGAGGCCUGGAGCGCCCAGCGUAGCGCUCAGUACGAGCAGCAACAGCAGCAGCAGACUGCCGCCUCCAAUGGCGGAACUGACGAGGAUUUUGGACUAGUGGAACACAAAUUCGUCCUAGACGUGGAUAAGAUGAAUCGGGAGACCAUCGAUGCUGAUCGUCGUCUAUACGAUGCAUUGGAGAGCUCCAAAUGGCUGCCCAUCGAGCAGUUGGAGGUCUUUUAGGACAUUGUCAUGCCAUACAAUACAUUAAUGGAAGCUAAUAUAAUACUUUAAGUUUGUCAGGUCUCUACUAGACGACAAAAUAUGCAUAGAA